Didymella exigua CBS 183.55 is the source of this 1584-nucleotide messenger RNA. RefSeq names its product MFS general substrate transporter. The transcript has 3 exons. Lineage: Eukaryota; Fungi; Ascomycota; Dothideomycetes; Pleosporales; Didymellaceae. Gene Ontology annotation, molecular function: transmembrane transporter activity. Gene Ontology annotation, biological process: transmembrane transport. The record is from RefSeq and is a predicted model, not a curated record. The coding region runs from base 1 to 1584 and encodes 527 amino acids.
AUGCAAGGCGCCAUACCGGGCACGAUCCAGCUAAUCGAUGUCGACCAUACGGUAGAAGCACGUCAUACUGGGAAUGGAGACAUCGUCUUGCAGCCUACGCCUUCGAACCAUCCAGAUGAUCCUCUUAACUGGACACCUCGCCGCAAGCUGCUUGCAUUGAUAUGUCCGAAUCUAUACGUUUGGAUGUGUGGUAUUGCACAGUCGAGCAUCUACUCCGUGAUCGUCCCCCUCUCUGACGCGAAUGGAAUCUCAGUAUCAACCCUGAACGAAGGCACCGGAUUCAUGUUUUUGCUCAUUGGAUGGAGUCAACUCUUCUGGCAGCCCUUUGCGCUCACAUACGGAAAGCGUCUAGCAUACUUGAUCUCCAUCCUUGGUGUCACAGGCAUUACAUUAUGGAGUCCUCACGUCAAAAACAAUGGCGAAUGGAUCGCAAGAAGCAUCCUACUCGGUUUCUUCGGCAGCCCAUAUGAUGCUCUGCCUGAAGUGUCUAUCGCUGACAUCUACUUCACUCAUCAAAGAGGUACAGGUCUCAGCAUCUACGCGUUCUGCGCUUUGGCUAGCAACUACUUCGCGCCUAUCAUCUCUGGCUUCAUCUCGGAGCGACAAGGCUGGGAGUGGGUGUUCUACUGGCCCGCGAUCUUCACGGGAACAACCUUCAUCUUCCUGUUCUUCUUCUUGGAGGAAACAAACUACGACCGCGUUAUUACUGGCACGGCCAUUGUACCUGGUCGACAAGGCUCUGUCGACGAUGUCGACAACCCCAAGGCUCAGCCACUAUCAGCUAUCCAAACCACUGCAAGCGAGGAGCUUCGCGUCACAGCAAAACCCAAGACUUUCACGCAGAAGCUCUCCCUCUGGAAUCACUCCCAGAAUGGUACCAUGCUCAGCCAUCUUCGCAGCAUCACUCUCUAUUUGACAUGGCCCGUUGUUGUCUACACGGGCUUCUCAGCUGGCUCGUACCUAAUAUGGUUCAACAUCCUUAACGCCACCGCAUCGCUUAUCCUCAGCGACACACCGUACUUCUGGGGCGCUGAAGCCGUCGGUCUUAGCUACUUUGCACCCAUGAUCGGCUGUGGUGUUGGCAUGCUGGUUGCAGGUCAUUUCAGCGAUCAUCUGACUAUCAAGCUAGCGCGCCGCAAUAAGGGUGUGUCAGAGGCCGAGUUCCGCUUGUAUCCGUUCGUCAUCUGCAUGGUUAUGGUGCCUGCGGCGGCGAUUCUGUGGGGUGUCGGUGCGGCGCAGCAGAUUCAUUGGUUUGGUCUACUUGUAGCGAUGGGCAUGUUGGCUUUUACGACGUGUCUUGGCUUCACACUGAGCAUCAACUAUCUGAUCGACAGCUAUCCUGCUGUAUGCGGAGAUGCAAUGGCGGCCACAAUCAUCACCAGAGAUACCAUGAUGUUUGCUGUCAGCUAUGCGAUCACCCCCUGGAUUGAGAGUAUGGGCUACCGGAACUGCUUCAUCACCGCUGCCUUUGUUGGUCUGGCAUGCGUAUCAACAUUCUUGAUCAUGGCCAAAUGCGGCAAAGGUCUGCGCAAGAGGAGCGCAGAAAAGUACUGGAGCAUUGUUGGCGCUGGCGGUGGCCACUAG